Molecule: messenger RNA, 3172 nt
Organism: Coffea arabica (coffee)
Lineage: Eukaryota; Viridiplantae; Streptophyta; Magnoliopsida; Gentianales; Rubiaceae
Source: RefSeq, a predicted model, not a curated record
AUCUCUCGUUUUAUUCCCUCCCUCUGUGCGUUUCCGUUAAUUAUUAGCGAUAAAAAUAAAAGAAGAAGGGCUGAGGGAUUGAUUGAGGCAGGCAGCCCUUCCUGUCCAGUGGCUACUCUACUCCCAUAAUCUUCACUGCAAAGUGCAUACGCACGCAGACUCUGGUUACUUAGAGCAGUAAUGGCGGUGACGCCACUGCUUCACCACAACAGCCCCCUCCUUAAUAAUUCAAAACCUUCACCGAAGCCCCCUCUCCCGCAUUUCUUGUCAUCGUCUUACCACUCUUCAUCUUCUUCUUCUUCUUUUCUUCUUUCAUCAAUUAACUACUGCCCUCUUACUUCCUCGUCCUUUUCUUCUUCUUCUUCAUGCCCUGCUGUAUCGCAACCUUCACCGCCAUGUCUCCGCGUUUCCACCGCCCCCGUUGAGUACGCCUCCGGUCCAGCUCCCGAAUUCGAUUUCCACCUGGAACUUGCCAGACUCAAAGCGCUUGGGUCCAACCUCUCUAACUCUACUUCCUUGCCAGACAAACUUCAAGUCCUUGACUCCGAUUCUAGGGUUAGGUUCUUCUUCAAUUCCGCUUCCGGUAAGAAUGAGUUGUUUACGUUUUUUGAGAGUUUGAAAUUGGAUGACUAUCUAGUUUAUUUGCUUAAGUGCGCCGUUGCGGCCGGCCAAGAGCACGUGCUGCGUGGGGAUGAUUUUGACGACAGCGGAGAUUUUGAUUCUCCCUCUUCUUCUUCGGCCAGCGCAUUGAAGAGAGCACUAUAUGCACUGGCGGAGAUGGUUGACAGUUGGGAUGUCACUGGUGAGAGCAGCAAGGUGGGUUUGGCAAACAAAAUCUCGCGACACGGAGAGGAAGAUGUUAACGCGUUCAAGUUACUGCUGAAAACCCUUGGAGACGUUGAGCAGUUUUAUGAUUGCAUUGGAGGUAUCAUUGGAUAUCAAAUAAUGGUUCUGGAGCUUCUAGCCCACUCAACAUGUGAAGAAAAGGCAGUCAAUUGGUCCCAGGACAAUAAAAGUUCAUUGCAGUGCCAGUUUAUAGAAAUUCAUCCUCCUAAAGUACUUGAUCUCUCUCAAGAUACCGAAUAUGCAUCUCAAGCAGCUCUAUGGGGUAUCGAGGGUUUGCCAGAGUUGGGAGAAAUCUAUCCUUUUGGAGGCUCCGCUGAUCGGCUGGGAUUGGUGGACCCUGACACAGGUGAAUGUCUUCCUGCUGCUAUGCUUGCUUAUUGUGGAAGGACAUUACUGGAAGGUUUAAUAAGAGAUCUUCAGGCAAGAGAGUUCUUGUUCUUCAAGUUGUAUGGAAAACAAUGUAUUACUCCUGUAGCUAUUAUGACCAGUUCUGCAAAGAAAAAUCAUGAACGUAUUCUCUCACUAUGUGAAAGACUUGAAUGGUUUGGAAGAGGAAGAUCUAAUUUUCGACUUUUUGAGCAGCCUCUUGUUCCAGCUAUUAGAGCAGAAGAUGGGCAAUGGAUUGUUCGUGGACAAUUCAUGCCAGUAUGCAAGCCUGGUGGUCAUGGUGUGAUUUGGAAACUUGCCUAUGAUAAGGGUGUAUUUCAGUGGUUUGGCAAUUAUGGGCGUAAAGGUGCAACUGUUCGGCAAGUCAGUAAUGUUGUGGCUGCUACAGAUUUGACUCUCUUGGCUUUGACAGGAAUCGGUCUUCGACAAAGGAAGAAAUUAGGCUUUGCUUCAUGUAGAAGAAACACGGGGGCAACAGAAGGCAUAAAUGUCCUGAUCGAGAAAAGGACUCUUGAUGACAAGUGGGCAUAUGGUUUGUCAUGUAUUGAGUACACUGAAUUCGAUAAAUUUGGAAUUAUCAAUGGACCUCUUUCUUCUAAAAGUUUGGAGGCAGACUUUCCAGCCAACACAAAUAUCCUAUAUGUAGAUUUGCCUUCAGCAGAGCUUGUUGGAUCAAGUAAAAAUGAAACCAGCUUGCCAGGCAUGGUACUUAAUGUGAAGAAGCCAGUAAGAUAUGUUGACCAGUUUGGCCUGACGCACAGUGUUUCUGGUGGCCGUCUGGAAUGCACAAUGCAAAAUAUUGCAGAUAAUUUUUUUAACACUUACUCAUCUCGACAUUAUGAGGAUGUAGAAGAAGGUCUAGAUACCUUUAUUGUUUACAAUGAAAGAAGGAAGGUCACAUCAUCUGCUAAGAAGAAAAGAAUGCAUGGGAAUAAAUCUUUAAACCAGACUCCAGAAGGUUCUAUACUGGAUAUCAUGCGUAAUGCAGCCGACCUUCUCUCGCACUGUCAGAUAAGCAUCCCUAAGAUUCUUGGUAAUGAAGAUUAUGUUGACUCAGGGCCCCCAUUUCUUAUCCUGCUUCAUCCUGCUUUAGGCCCUCUUUGGGAAGUUACCAGACAGAAAUUUCAUGGAGGUUCAAUAUCAAUGGGUUCCGAGUUGCAAGUAGAAGUUGCAGAGUUCGUGUGGAGAGAUGUGCAGCUUCACGGAAGUCUGAUAAUUUUGGCGGAAAACAUCAUGGGAUCUAUGAUCAUUAAUGAGAAUGGCGAAACAGUACUGCAGUAUGGGAAGAGGUGCGGAAGAUGUAAGUUAGAAAAUGUUAAGGUAGUGAACAAAGGAAUUGACUGGAAUUCAGGAGACAACUUGUAUUGGAAGCAUGAUGUGGACCGGAUCGAGGCUGUGAAGGUUAUACUCCAUGGAAAUGCUGAAUUUGAAGCAAUGGAUGUCACCCUGCAGGGCAAUCAUCUGUUUGAAGUUCCUGAUGGCUACAGAAUGAGGGUUACCUCUGGGAAAUCAGGUUUACAAGUACAACUAAGAGCUGUUGAAGAAAAAUGGGUGGAGUCUGGAAGCUGGUUUUGGAGCUAUAAGAUAGAGGGCACUCAUAUUCAAUUGGAGUUGGUCGAGUUAUAGAAGACUUGCCUCAUUUCACUGAAUGUUUUGUGAAUCAUGGUUCACAUGAACUUGUGCUCAAAUGCUGAUUAUAGUCCCUCCCUGAGCUGGUGGGUUGAACAGAAGUUCAUCCUGUCCUGGUCUAUAGAUAAGACGCACAAAAGCAAAUUGAAUCCCUUGUUGUUGAACUAGUUAUCAAUUUUAGGGAUAAUAUGUUCAACAAGAGUGGAGAUAGUCAGUUACAGUAUCUGUUGUUUGUAUCUUCAGCGUAAAGCAUGUACAAGUACAUUUUAUGAUUUUCAGCAAUAAAAGCUAUUUAUCAGUUCUUUUCUCA